Molecule: messenger RNA, 297 nt
Organism: Knipowitschia caucasica
Lineage: Eukaryota; Metazoa; Chordata; Actinopteri; Gobiiformes; Gobiidae
Source: the annotation of a GenBank genome assembly
AUGCAUCCGGGCGCCGCCAUCUUGAGUACGGGACCUCUGAACCUGGCCUCCUCCAUCUACACCUGCGGACUGCCCUGCCCGACCCGCCUGGGAGUGCUUCAGUCACUGGAGGACUCUAGCAGCCAUGGUCCCUCUCGUGGCCCCAGUGGAGGAGGUCCUUUCCCUGGGGAGAUGUCGUCACACCACGCCCUAGAGCUUGAGGCACGUCUUGCUGCACCUGCGGCACCUGCGGAACAUUCACUCAGGCUCCAGCCCUGUUCACAACUCACCUGCAUUAACGACAGAUCUGGCCCAUGA